This is a messenger RNA of Brassica napus (rape), 2786 nucleotides long. Its product is annotated as pre-rRNA 2'-O-ribose RNA methyltransferase. NCBI's taxonomy places the organism in Eukaryota, Viridiplantae, Streptophyta, Magnoliopsida, Brassicales, Brassicaceae. The coding region runs from base 59 to 2587 and encodes 842 amino acids. The record is from RefSeq and is a predicted model, not a curated record. Gene Ontology annotation, cellular component: nucleus; preribosome, large subunit precursor; nucleolus. Gene Ontology annotation, molecular function: rRNA (uridine-2'-O-ribose)-methyltransferase activity; rRNA (guanine) methyltransferase activity. Gene Ontology annotation, biological process: maturation of LSU-rRNA from tricistronic rRNA transcript (SSU-rRNA, 5.8S rRNA, LSU-rRNA); rRNA methylation; maturation of 5.8S rRNA from tricistronic rRNA transcript (SSU-rRNA, 5.8S rRNA, LSU-rRNA). The transcript has 10 exons.
AGCUGCUUCCUCGAAACCAAAACUCAACCCUGAAGAAAAAAAAGAAAAACCCUCAGCAAUGGGUAAGAGUAAGCUCAAAGGGAGUCAACGUUUGGAUAAGUACUACAAGCUCGCGAAGGAGCGCGGCUUCCGCUCCCGAGCCUCCUACAAGCUCCUCCAGCUCGACGAAAAGUUCUCCUUCCUCCACAAAUCCCGAGCCGUCCUCGAUCUCUGCGCCGCCCCCGGUGGUUGGAUGCAAGUCGUUGUCCAGAAGGUCCCCGUCGGCAGCCUCGUCCUCGGGAUCGAUCUCGUCCCCAUCAAGACCAUCGGCGGCUGCGUCGCCAUCCAGCAGGACAUCACGAGGCCCGAGUGCAGGUCCAAGAUCAGGCAGGUGCUUGACAAGCACGGCGUCAAGGCUUUCGAUCUUGUUGUUCACGAUGGGUCUCCCAACAUUGGUGGUGCCUGGGCUCAGGAAGCCAUGACCCAGAACGCUUUGGUUAUUGAUUCUGUUAAAUUGGCUACUGAGUUUUUGGCUCCUAAUGGCAAUUUCGUCACAAAGGUUUUCAGGUCUAGAGAUUACAACUCUGUACUGUUCUGUCUUGGGAAGGUAUUUGUUUUACUUGUUGAAUGUAAUGUGAUGAGAGGUUUUAGUUUCUUACUGGUUUUUGGUUUGCUUCAGCUGUUUGAGAAGGUUGAAGUGUAUAAGCCGGCGGCUAGUCGUUCAGCGUCUGCUGAGACGUAUCUUUUGGGUUUGAAGUACAAAGCUCCUGGAAAGAUUGAUCCUCGUCUUCUUGAUUUCAGACAUCUCUUCAAGGAGGCAGCUGAACCUACAAGAAAGGUUGUGGAUGUUCUUACAACAUCGAAGCAGAAGAGAAACCGUGAUGGGUAUGAGGAUGGAGAGUCCAUUUUGUGGAGAGUUUCAUCUGCUUCUGAUUUCAUCUGGUCUGAGAAUCCUCUUGAGAUUCUUGGCACGGUUACUUCUAUAUCCUUUGACGAUGAAGCCUCUCGUCCUUUAAAGGAACACGAGUUGACUUCAGAGGAGAUUAAAAUUCUUUGCGAUGAUCUUCCGGUUUUGGGGAAGAAUGACUUUAAGCACAUCUUAAAAUGGCGAAUGCAAAUCAGGAAAGCUCUGACUCCUGAGAAAAAGGAAGUAGCUAAAAAGGAGCCUGAUGUGGAGAAGGAAGAGGAAAAUGAGGAUGAUAAAUUACUCAAUGAAUUAGAAGAGCUGACAAACGCAGUAGAUCGCAAGAAGAAACAAGCAAAGAAGCUUCUUGCAAAACGACGAGCUAAGGAUAAGACACGGAAGGCGACUAAUCCACAGAUAGAUGCACUUGAAGAUGGUUACGUGGACCAUGAUUUGUUCUCUCUUGCGGCUAUCAAGGGAAAGAAAGAUCUUAUGGCAGUUGACAAUGAUGAAGAUGAUAAUGUCAACACCAAUGACAUUGAGAACGAAAACCGUGUUGUUGUCGACUCAGAUGACUUCGAGGACAGUGGCCUAGAUUCUGAUGAAGAACGUCAGAGAUACACUGAAAUAAUGGAAGAGGCUUUUGAUGAGGCAUAUGACCGGUACAUGGAGAAGAAAGAAGGAAGCGCAAAGCAAAGGAAGCGUGCUAGACAGGCACACGCUGAAAAGCUGGAGGAGGGUGAUGGAGAUGAAGAAAUGAAACUAGAUUACGAUUCAGAUAUGAAUGUAGAGAUGGAUGAGGCGAACCCUCUUAUGGUGCCACUUGAUGAUGGAGAGACCCAAACAAAAGAGGAAAUAUCCAACCAGUGGUUCAGUCAGGAUAUAUUUGCAGAAGCGGUUGAAGAAGGAGACUUGGGAAAAGAUGACAGUGACGACGACAUGCCAACUAAGAAGAACUUAUCUAAAGCCGAGAAGAGGAAGAAGGCGAAAGCAAGCAAGUUGUCUGAUCAUGCUUCACUCGCUAGCUCUAAGAAGGAAGACGAUUUCGAGAUCGUCCCUGCGCCAGUCACAGAUUCGGACUCUGAUUCAUCCUCAGAUGACGACAACGUUCAUACAAAAGCCGAGAUUUUGGCCUGCGCUAAGAAAAUGCUGAGGAAGAAGCAGAGAGAAGAGAUGCUCGACGAUGCUUAUAACAAGUACAUGUAUGGUGACGAAGGUUUUUUACCCAAAUGGUUUUUGGAUGACGAGAAGCAGCAUAGGCAACCGAUGAAACCCGUCACGAAAGAAGAAAUCAACGCAAUGAAGGCUCAGUUCAGAGAAAUCAACGCUCGUCCAGCCAAAAAGGUGGCAGAGGCCAAGGCAAGGAAGAAGAGAGCCGCGGCGAAAAGAUUGGAGAAGGUGAGGAAGAAGGCAAACGUAAUAUCCGACACAACUGAUAUAUCAGACCGUUCAAAGGACAAGAUGAUAGACAAGCUGUACAAGAAGGCAGCGGAGCCGAGGAAGCCUAAGAAGGAACUUGUUGUGUCAAAGAAAGGAGUUGGGGUUAAGGUUGGGAAAGGACAGAAGAGAGUGGAUAGGAGGAUGAAGAGUGAUGCUAGGCAACGUGGAGGAGGCAAGCCUGGUAGGAAGGGGAAGAAGAGUGCCCCUGGUAAUAAGUCAGGCCAGAAAAAACCGAGGGGUAAGAGACCCAUGGGCGGCGGUUAAGUCCUCAACGGUUCGGUUAUGUCGCGACAGGAAGUUUUGUUACCGUGUACCGUCGUAGUCUGAUAUAUCUAUUUUGAGCACACUUCUUGACUUUGUUUUUUGAUUCUUAAAUCAGUACUUUGUUUUUUUUCGAGUCCCAAGUUUAAACUUACUGGAACUCUUAUCUUGUUUAUGAAGAGGUAUGGUAAUGCUUUCAAUA